GGGAGAGAGAGAGAGAGAGAGAGGAAGAAGAAGGGGGAGCAGAGAGGGGAGGUGUAGGAGGAGACUUGCUUCAGAGGGGAAAAGGAGCCGGAGUGCAAUUCCAAAACAGCUGUCCGGCAGACGUCCCAGUCGACAGGAGUGUAGCCCCAAGGCAGAGACAGGAGGCAGGGCAGUGUCAACAUGCCACAGGAGCAGCUCAGCAGCCACUGAACACACACACUGACACACACACUCACCAAACCUGAGGCUGCAGUGAUCAGGAGAACACCAGUCAUACCUGUGAAGGAUCAGGAUCUCCUCAUUGGAAUAUCUAAGGACAGAAGCCAGAACUGCUUGGAGUCCCAUUUCCUGAUCAAUGCUGAGAACGCUGACAUUAUUUUUGGAGUCCUGAAAGACCAGCUGAGAAUGUAACUGGAGCUUCUCCCCAGGGGAACUGUAACAUCCUGAACUUUUACAGCAUUUCCGACUUUUUUAUCAUCCUCACCCGAGAUCUUCUUCUCCGGUUGCAGCCAUGCCAGCAAAAGCUCCCAUAUACCUGAAACCAAACAACAGUAAGAGGGGAAAGAAAUGUCGCCUCAGAGAUCUUUUGUCUCCAGACAUGAUCAGUCCACCACUGGGGGAUUUCCGCCACACCAUUCACAUUGGCAAGGGUGGGGGGAGAGAUACCUUUGGAGACAUGUCCUUUCUUCAAGGGAAGUACGAACUAUUACCCGGCAAAGGAGAUAUCCACCCUCAGUAUGGCAUCCAAAGUGAGUUCAUGAGGGCUAACAGCACUGGAGAUGCUUCCUUUGCUGAAACCCCAUCUCCAGUCCUCAAGAACGCUAUCUCCCUUCCAACUAUCGGAGGCUGCCAGGCUCUUACCCUUCCCAUGAUCUCCUCCACUGUGUUCUCCAUGCCCCCUGAGCCACUGGAGGACAUCAUCAGGCCUACAGCUCCCAUGAAACCUGACAGCACAGAGGAGGUAGAGAUCCUGCAGAUGGAAGCCUUGCUGAGGUCCAUGGAUGUCUUUUCCAGUGAGCCUUCCUCUCCCUCCCCAGCUAUCCAGUCAAAGCCUGACGUCCUCCUAGACCUGCUGGAGAGCAGGCGUAAGUCCACAUCUAAGGCAGUCGCCAAAGCUAACAAAAUAAACAAGAGUGAAACCAAGUUUGACAAGCCGUCAUCCUACUACAUCGACUCUCACAGCAACAGCUCCUUCAAAGCUAAUGGAAGCCUGAAUAGCAACACAAGCAGCGACAGCUUUGACAGCUUUAAUGGCAAAGAUUCCCAGACCAAAAUCUACAACGACAAUGAAAACUGCAACGGUUAUGAACACUUUAACAAUGAGAUUACCGAUGGAUUCAAGCAGGGGCUCUCCAAGUACAAUGGAGAGUGGGUGGACAGGGACAGUGGGGUGGAGGAGGGCCGUAUCUGUGAUUAUGAGUUUGAGUUUUCCAAGGAGAAGAGCACGUCACAGGAUUCCCUUGCCCAGAUCACAGGGUCAUUCCUUUCCCUUGAACUCGAUUUGGGUCCGUCCAUCCUGGAUGAUGUGCUCAAUAUAAUGGAUAAACCCGCAGCAAAGAGCAGGCCUUGAGCUGCACCGAGGCCCCAGGAGGAGAAAGGGAAUUUUUAAACUAUAGCCAUGAGAGGAGAGAGACUCAAAAAGCAAUCAAAUUGGUGUCUGGAUAUAUCAUUGAGAUGAAAAUGAGCUACAAUAGACGGAGCUGCUUAUGUUUUUAUUGUCCAAACAUAUAAGUAUUCAAUCUCUCUGUGGAGUGUUCAAUCUUCUGAAGAGUGUUCAAUCUUCUCUUUUUGCCGCAUGUUUAAGAUGCAUGUAUACUCUUGAGUUACAGCUUCAACACAGCCAUUGUGCCUUUGACUGUAGGAACGAUAGAUUUGUGUUCUAAUGUUGACUUUCACGGUAUAUUCACGACAUGUUUGAGGUCCUUCGUUUGUUUUUUUACACAGUCUUGAACAUUUUGUGACUAUAAGUGUGUUUAACAAAGCUUUAUUUUGUUUGUCACAUCAUUCAUUUGCCACAUAACCAUUACAAACAGAGAACACUAUGCAUAUUUGUGUUUUUAAAAGUUGCAGCACAAAUAAAUUCAUUUUUGUCCUA
Messenger RNA from Notolabrus celidotus (New Zealand spotty), 2095 nucleotides. It is a transcript of the gene cdc42ep3, whose product is annotated as CDC42 effector protein (Rho GTPase binding) 3. Lineage: Eukaryota; Metazoa; Chordata; Actinopteri; Labriformes; Labridae. The record is from RefSeq and is a predicted model, not a curated record. Bases 512 to 1570 code for a protein of 352 amino acids. The transcript is spliced from 2 exons.